This is a messenger RNA of Dalotia coriaria, 2506 nucleotides long. It is a transcript of the gene dnt, whose product is annotated as tyrosine-protein kinase Dnt. Gene Ontology annotation, cellular component: signaling receptor complex; plasma membrane. The transcript has 6 exons. Gene Ontology annotation, molecular function: protein kinase activity; ATP binding. The coding region runs from base 379 to 2034 and encodes 551 amino acids. The record is from RefSeq and is a predicted model, not a curated record. Gene Ontology annotation, biological process: multicellular organism development; protein phosphorylation; axonogenesis. Lineage: Eukaryota; Metazoa; Arthropoda; Insecta; Coleoptera; Staphylinidae.
CACCCAACAGAGGUCAUCCCUCUCCCCAUCUUCGAUGCUUCAUAAAGCUCUCUUCUACUAUCUUCACCUCACACUACCACACAAACAAAAUCUCUUUUCAUGUUUCCUCUGUAGUAGUGGCAACUGGUUCACCUAAACCGUAAACCAAGGCCGCAAACGAUCUUUACGCUCACGCUCGCAUUCGUUUCUCGCUGCUUGCACAAAGCCCCUCUACACAACCAGCUAACAUAACCUAACAAACACGAUAAACUGAGUAAUCGCGGAGAUGUAACAACAAAAACAAAUGAAUACCGAGCGAGGAAAAGCUCGCAGGAGUUGACAUAUGACCACAAGGUCCGUAACAUAUUGUGAUAUAUCAUUAAAACGCGUGUUUUGAAAAUGUGGCCAACGAAUUCAGCGAAAUGUUGGACGAAAAUCGCGUUCUACUUGUUCCUAUUGAUGGAUAUCGUCCAUGGAUAUCUGAACUUUUAUCUUAGCUCAUCGGAAGUGCAUCGUCUUCUUGGACUUGAAAUGGAAUUAUUCUACGUCCGAAAUGGUACUGUAAAUGACUACGCAAUGGUCUUUGUUGUGCCUGUACCAUCAAAAAUAGAUACUUUACAUUUCACAUGGGAAAGUUUCGCUGGACGCCCUCUUCCAUAUUCAAUCAGCGUGGAUGUAACAGAUACCAUUGCUUUGGGUCACCCUAAACUAAACAUCACCUCCACUGGUUCAGUCCCUAUGUCCUUACAAACAUUCAGUGUGAGUCUACCUUGUUCCGGAGUAAUCUCAGCGGAUGUAUCCGUGACGAUUCAAGUAAACAUCACGGUUAUGCCUUUAAACAUAACAACUUUAACAUUUAACCGGAAGAAAAUCUGCACUAAAAUGGAUUCUCAUCUCGGGAAUCAAGUCCACGUUGAUUCUUUAUCGAAACAAUAUAAAUCAACGAAUAUAUUCUACACUGCAGUUGGUUGUGCGAUUGCUUUUGUCGUUAUAAUCGUGAGCAUAAGUUUGGUUGGGUGUUAUUUCAAAAAUCAGAAACUAAUGCGUACAGGAAAAGCGAAUAAUACUCAAGCACACACGACUUAUUUAACAUCCGCGCCAAGAAACCCAACGUCCACAUCUUCCUAUGGAAGUUUUCGUAGAAUGCCGAGUUAUUCUUUGAUUGAUGAACGAUCAAAGGAUUUACGUGAAAGAAUCGCUGAAUUAACAAUCAAAAGAUGCAGAGUGAAUCUCAACAGUGUUAUCCUCGAAGGAACCUUCGGAAGAGUCUACCUAGGAUCAUAUACAAAUGACACAGGCGUGGAGGAAGAAGUAAUCAUCAAAACAGCGACUGAUCAUGCAUCACAAACACAAAUCUCUUUACUUUUACAAGAAGGAAUGUCAAUGUAUUCACUGAAUCAUAAAUACAUUUUGACUAUAUUAGGCGUGUCGAUUGAAGAUAACACAGCGCCGUAUUUAUUAUAUCCGUAUCAGAACUAUAGCAACAUGAAAGUAUUUCUGCAGAAAUGUAAGAGUAACGCAGAAGGUGUUGCUCACACGUUGACGACUCAAGAGGUUGUGGAUAUGGCUUUGCAAGUGAUUGAAGCUAUGCAAUAUUUGCACAAGAAACAUUUGUUACAUAAAGAUAUAGCAGCCAGGAAUUGCAUAAUCGAUGAUAAAUUGCAAGUGAAAAUUGCUGAUAACGCACUGUCAAGAGAUCUAUUCCCGUCGGAUUAUCAUUGUUUGGGUGAUAAUGAGAAUCGUCCGGUGAAAUGGCUGGCAAUUGAAAGUUUAUUGCAUAAAACAUUCUCAGCUAGUUCGGAUGUUUGGGCUUUCGGUGUGUUAUUAUGGGAAUUGACUACGCUUGCGCAACAGCCUUAUGUUGAGAUUGAUCCGUUUGAAAUGGCGGCGUAUCUUAAAGAUGGCUAUAGAUUAGCACAACCUAUAAACUGUCCAGAUGAAUUAUUUGCUGUAAUGGCGUAUUGUUGGGCGAUGAGCGCUGAAGAACGACCGACAUUUUCACAACUUCACGUCUGUUUACAAGACUUUUACGCACAGUUGAUUAGAUAUGUUUAAAUAACAUAAGCAUAACUACAUGUGGAAUUGAUGAAAUGUUCCUUUUUUACACGAAUAAUGAUUGCUGAAUGCAAUACGUGCCAAAAUUUAAUUAUUCGGCUUUUUAUAAGACUGUUUUUUUAUAUUAUAUAUUAUUUUAUAAAUACUAACGCAGCGAAUGAUUGUCUAUUAUAUCGAAAUACGUGACGGUUUUAAAGGAAGAGUGCUUAUUGUGUCUCUAAAAAUAUCGCUUUUUAUGGAGAGAUAUUGUCACACGGGCCUACUGCGAACGCCAACUGUAGAAAUAAGUAAUCAACGUCGCGCAAUGCUUGGAAAUCACUUGCGAUUUGUGCAAUUUUAUACUAACUACGUUUUAUACACUUUUGUUAGCAUGUAAGCGUAUUUAUUGUCAUAAGCAGUGUGUAAACAAUGCCUAUUUUCUAUGUUUUAUACUUUAAUUGUGUAAAUAAAUGUCAGCGUAAAGAAAUAACAA